Molecule: messenger RNA, 4104 nt
Organism: Nothobranchius furzeri (turquoise killifish)
Lineage: Eukaryota; Metazoa; Chordata; Actinopteri; Cyprinodontiformes; Nothobranchiidae
Gene: thnsl2
Product: threonine synthase-like 2
Biological process (GO): dephosphorylation; 2-oxobutyrate biosynthetic process
Molecular function (GO): pyridoxal phosphate binding
Source: RefSeq, a predicted model, not a curated record
AUUGUCUCUGAUAGCGGGGAGGACAUCCUGUCAGCAGGUUUAUUCAGCUGAGCAGAAAUAAUCAGAGACGGAGAAAUAAAAGCUGGAGCAAGUCUGGUGUGAUCCCAGUUUCUGGUAAAUACACGGAGAGGAAACAAGGAGGCCUCCAGGAUGCGGUUCUGCAGUACUCGUGGUGGAGUGAGAGGAUGGGACUUCAGGGAUGUUCUGUUCUCAGGCUACGCUCCAGAUGGGGGGAUGUUUAUGCCGGAGACCCUGCCCCAGCUAAGUCCUGAGACGCUGCAGAGCUGGAGGGAGCUGUCCUACACCCAGCUGGUAGUGGAAGUAUCCGCUCUCUUUGUUCCAGAUCAGCUGAUCCCCAGAGAAGACCUUCAGGUGUUGGUCUCUGACGCCCUGGCAGGUUUCUCCGUACCUGAGGUGGUCCGUAUAGCACGUCUCAAAGACGGUCUCUCCAUCCUGGAGCUCUUCCAUGGAGACACUUUGGCCUUUAAGGACCUGGCUAUGACCUGCACCGUUCACUUCAUUAACUACUUCCUACAGAAGGAGAACCGCAGGGCCAUUGUUCUAGUUGGAACGUCUGGUGACACCGGCGGCUCGGCCAUCCACAGUGCUAAAGGUCUCUCAGAGUUGGAUGUCCUGGUUGUCUUUCCUCGAGGACGCGUCACUCCGGUUCAGGAGAAACACAUGACUACCUGCCUGGAGGACAACAUCCAUGUGUUUGCAGCCGACGGCAGCUCCGACAACAUUGACCAGCCCCUUCGUCGUCUGUUUGCGGAUCAGAAACUGGUGACGUCACAUGGCCUCAUGAGCCUCAACUCGGUCAACUGGUCCAGAGUCAUGGUGCAAAUCGCCCAUUUCGUCUAUGCCUACAUGCAGCUCAGCGGCGUGGAGAGGGGGCUGGAGCUACCAGAGUUUGAGGUGGUGGUUCCAACCGGAGGGGCAGGAAACAUCACAGCUGCCUACAUGUUGAAGCUGAUGGGUUUGCCUCUGAAGCUGGUUGCCAUGGUGAACGCUAACGACAUUGUGCACCGGACGGUAACCAAAGGUGACUUUUCCAUGACGUCGGACGUCACACAGACUCUGGCUCCUGCCAUCGACAUCCAGGACCCGUACAACAUAGAGCGGAUCUUCUGGCUGCUGCUGGACAGCGAUGGAUCCUCAGUGAAGAACAUCAUGGAGGAGUUCCAGCGUUCACAUCGACACAGUCUGUUGGAGAACCACCGCAGGCUGCUGUCAGAGGUUCUGCUGACUGGGACCGUGGGUGACGAAGAGAUCCUGGAGACCAUGAGGAGGUGCUGGGAGGAGAACCAGUAUGUUAUGUGUCCUCAUACAGCUGUGGCCGUGUGGCACCAGUACCAUCAUCCUCACACCGCUGGAAUAAACAGGUGUUACGUCGCUACAGCGUCUCCAGCCAAGUUCCAAGAGGCGGUGGAGAAGGCGGGGCUGCCCUUUGACCCCCCUGAGGCGGUGCUGGCUUUGGAGUCGCUGCCCACUCGGUACCAGAACCUGGAGAGGAGCCAGAACUGGUGCGAGGACUGGGAGGACAGACUACGGGCGUGGAUCCAGUUUGUGUACUGCGUCAGGAUGAAGAGAGGAGUUUGUUACAGCAAGAGUUAAUGAAACAGCAUCCAGAUGUUUCCAGUUCCUCAGGGAGCCCGGUUCCUGUAAAACGGGUCACAUCUGGCUGGUUACUAUGGCACGGUAUGGGGGCCAAAAUUAAGACUGCUGCCCAGCAGCAGGAGGCUAUAUAAACUCCGAAGCAAACUACUGGUCUGAUUAAUGAUAAGCUGGCGCCGGUAACUGAGAGGAUGGCGCUGCUUACUGAGAAAUAUGUUUAUGUUUAUGUAUUUAGCAGACGCUUUUGUCCAAAGCGACUUACAAGUGAUAAUCGGCAUUUUGCCCUUGAGGCUAACAACAACAACAACAACAAAUUGACAUCAGUCAUGGAGAGGAGGGAACAAGGAGUGGACAGUAGAGAGGGGGGACAGGUGCAGACAAGGUGCUAGUUAAGAAGAUGCUCUCUGAAGAGCAGGGUCUUCAGGAGUUUCUUGAAAAUAGAAAAGGAAGCCGCAGUUCUGGUAGUGUUAGGAAGGUCAUUCCACAUUUGUGGAACGAUGCAUGAGAAAAGUCUGGAUUGUCCUGAGCGUGGUGUAGGCACUGCUAGCCGACAAUCCUGUGAUGACCGGAGCGGCCGGGCUGAGACGUAAGCCUUUGCAAGAGGAUUCAGGUAGAUGGGAGCCGUACCGUCUCGGACUUUGUAUGCUAGUGUUAGCAAUUUGAAUUUGAUGCGUGCUGCUAGCGGUAGCCAGUGGAGCUCAAUGAACAGAGGGGUGACGUGUGCUCUUUUAGGCUGAUUGAAGACCACACGCGCCGCUGCAUUCUGGACCAUUUGAAGAGGUUUCACAGUACAGCCUGGAAGACCAGUUAGAAGGGCAUUGCAGUAAUCGAGGCGGGAGAUGACAGUAGAUUGCACCAGGAGCUGGGUGGCAUGUUGUGUUAGGUAUGGUCUGAUCUUUCGUAUGUUAUACAGCGCAAAGCGGCAUGAACGGGCAACAGAGGCAACAUGAUCUUUAAAGGUCAGGUGUUCAUCAAUCACAACACCCAGAUUUCGAACUGCCUUUGAAGGAGCCAGAGAUAGAAAGUCAUUCUGGAUUGAGAUAUUGUGCUGAAUGGAUGGUUUUGCUGGGAUGACAAGUAGUUCAGUUUUAGAGAGGUUGAGUUGGAGAUGGUGGGAUUUCAUCCAUUUUGAGAUGUCAGAGAGACAGUUUGAUAUUCGUGCUGAGAUAGUGUGGUCGUCCGGUGGAAAUGACAGAUAGAGCUGGGUGUCAUCUGCAUAGCAGUGGUAGGAGAAGCCAUGUGAUCGAAUGAUCUCACCCAGUGAGGUGGUGUAUAUGGCAAAGAGAAGAGGUCCUAGUACAGAGCCCUGGGGGACUCCUGUGGCAAGGUGGUGCACGGUAGAGGACUGUCCAAGCCAAGAUACGCUGAAUGAUCGUCCUGUGAGGUAAGAUUCAAACCAGGCGUGUGCUUUCUCUGUGAUGCCCAUGGUAGAGAGUGCUGACAAAAGGAAGCCAUGGUUGACAGUGUCAAAUGCAGCCGAUAAGUCGAGCAGGAUAAGCGCUGAGGAUUUGGCAGUCGCUCUAGCUUCUUUUAAGGAUUCAGUCACUGCUAACAGAGCAGUUUCAGUGGAGUGGCCCUUUUUGAACCCAGAUUGGUAAGGGUCAAGCAGACAGUUUUGUGAGAGGUAUUCUGUUAUCUGCUUGAAAGCCACCCUUUCAAUGAUUUUGGACAGAAAAGGGAGGAGAGAGAUAGGUCGGUAGUUCUAUAGGUAGAAAUAGCACCUUUACCGGCGUUACUACUAGAUACGCUAGGGACUAGCAGCCCUCGGCUGGUUAUUGACUGGUUCACACACUCCCUCUGCUGUCUAUUAGCAUGGAUAGGCUAGCGUUAGCCUGGAUGGGCUGGUGUUAGCAUUGGAGAGGCUAGCCAUUAGCAUGUCUCGGAGAGUCACUAGUCAGCUAGUGGCCAGCCCAGGCACGCUAAUGGCUAGCCUCUCCAAUGCUAACGCCAGCCUAUCCAUGCUAAUGGUCCAUCAAGGGGGUAGGAAAUCCAGCUAGUGGCCAGCCUAGGCACGCUAAUGGCUAGCCUCUCCGAUGCUAACGCCAGCCUAUCCAUGCUAAUGGUCCAUCAAGGGGGUAGGAAAUCCAGCUAGUGGCCAGCCUAGGCAUGCUAAUAGCUAGCUUCUCCAAUGCUAACACCAGCCCGUCCAGGCUAACGCUAGCCUAUCCAUGCUAAUAGACAGCAGAGGGAAUGUGUGAACCAGUCAAUGACCAGCCGAGGGCUGCUAGUCCCUAGCGUAUCUGGUAGUAACGCCGGUAAAGGUGCUAUUUCUCAGUAAGCAGCGCCAGCCUCUCAGUUACCUGCGCUAGCUUAUCAUUAAUCAGAUCGGUAGUUUGCUUCAUAAUUUAUAUAGCCUCCUGCUGCUGGUCAGUAGUCUUAAUUUUGGCCCCCAUACUGCGCCAUAGAUUAGGACCGUUAACCAGAAACCUGAUGUUACUGUAAACUGCAGUAAAUUCAUGUUUGGAAACAAUAAAACCAUCUGGUCACCGU